UGCACAACUUUCAAGAUGGAAAUGGUGCCUUAUGACUUCGUGUGCUUUGCACUCCACAGUAUACGAUCCAAAAGAGAAGACCUUUGAGAAACUUCUGAUUGCCAACAGAGGAGAAAUAGCAUGUAGGGUAAUUAAAACAUGCAAGAAAAUGGGAAUCAAAACAGUUGCUAUACACAGUGAUGUUGAUUCCAAUGCUGUCCAUGUGAAAAUGGCGGAUGAAGCUGUCUGUGUUGGCCCAGCUCCCACUAGUAAAAGCUACCUCAACAUGGAUGCUAUCUUGGAAGCCAUUAAAAAAACCCGGGCCCAAGCUGUCCACCCGGGAUAUGGAUUCCUUUCUGAAAAUAAAGAAUUUUCCAGGCGUUUGGCAUCUGAAGAUGUUUCUUUCAUUGGACCAGACAUGCAUGCUAUUCAAGCAAUGGGGGACAAGAUAGAAAGCAAACUCUUAGCCAAGAAUGCAAAAGUCAACACAAUACCUGGUUAUGAUGGGGUAGUCAAGGAUGCAGAUGAAGCUGUCAGAAUUGCAAGGGAAAUUGGCUAUCCUGUCAUGAUCAAGGCUUCAGCAGGUGGUGGUGGGAAAGGCAUGAGAAUUGCAUGGGACGAUGAAGAGACCAGGGAAGGGUUUAGGUUUUCCUCUCAAGAAGCUGCCUCAAGUUUUGGCGAUGAUCGAUUAUUAAUAGAAAAGUUUAUUGAUAACCCUCGUCAUAUAGAAAUUCAGGUUUUGGGUGAUAAACAUGGCAAUGCAUUAUGGCUGAAUGAAAGAGAAUGUUCUAUUCAGAGAAGAAACCAGAAAGUGAUUGAAGAAGCACCAAGCACUUUCUUGGAUCCUGAGACACGCAGAGCAAUGGGAGAACAAGCUGUAGCUCUUGCCAAAGCAGUAAAAUACUCAUCUGCUGGAACAGUGGAAUUCCUUGUAGACUCGAAAAAGAACUUCUACUUCUUGGAAAUGAACACUAGACUUCAGGUUGAACAUCCCAUCACAGAAUGCAUUACCAGUUUGGACCUAGUUCAAGAAAUGAUCCGUGUUGCUAAGGGUUACCCUCUCAGGCACAAACAGUCUGAUAUUCCCAUAAAUGGCUGGGCAGUUGAAUGUCGAGUAUAUGCUGAGGAUCCAUACAAAUCUUUUGGUCUGCCAUCUAUUGGUAGACUGUCUCAGUACAAAGAACCACUGCAUGUGCCCGGUGUUCGUGUUGACAGUGGUGUACAGCAAGGAAGUGAAAUCAGCAUUUAUUAUGAUCCAAUGAUUUCAAAACUGAUUACCUAUGGAUCCAACAGAGCAGAAGCUUUGCAAAGAAUGGAAGAGGCCUUGGAUAAUUAUGUUAUAAGAGGUGUAGCUCAUAAUAUUGCCUUACUGCGUGAAGUGAUAACACAUCCGCGCUUCAUCCAGGGAGACAUCAACACUAAAUUUCUUCCUGAAGUAUAUCCUGAAGGCUUUAAAGGACACAAGUUGACAGACCCCGAGAAAAGGGAGCUACUUGUAACGGCAGCAUCUCUAUAUGUGGCUGUACAACUCAGGUCACAAAGGUUUCUGGGAACUCCAAGAGUUUCUGUGGCUCAGCCUGAUGCAAGUAAGUGGGAACUAUCAGUCCAGCUGGGAGAUUCAACUCACUCUGUCAUAGCUCAACGUCAAGGAUCAACUUUCUUGCACAAGUUGCGUAUUCUGACUAAACUUGCUGCUGAACUGAAUAAAUACAUGCCAGAGAAAGUCGCUGAGGAUAGCACAAGCAUCUUGAGAUCACCAAUGCCUGGAGCAGUAGUGGCAGUUUCUGUAAAGCCAGGUGACAUGGUUGCAGAAGGUCAAGAAAUCUGUGUCAUUGAGGCUAUGAAAAUGCAGAAUAGUUUGGUUGCUGCUAAAACUGGAAAGGUGAAAGCUGUGUACUGCAAAGCUGGUGAAACUGUUGGGGAAGGAGAUGAGCUUGUGGAGCUGGAAUGAAACCAUUUCUUCCACACCCUAGCACAGUUGGCGACAUCCUCUUUGUACGUUCAUUGACAAAUUCAAAUGAAUGUUGGCACAGCUAUGGUAUUUUGAAAAGUAAUCUAUACUGCAUAAGCGACAAGGGGCCAAAUGGUGUACCUGGCAUAGAGAUAAAUUAAAAUAGCCCCUCGAUCUCAGAUUUCACUCCUUUAUAAAUCACUGUAUAUAUGAAAUUUGUACUUCUCCUUCAGUAUUUCUGCUAGUAUGGAAUAAGACAACAAAAUUAAAAUUUUUGGUAUAUGAAUAA
This is a messenger RNA of Pogona vitticeps (central bearded dragon), 2219 nucleotides long. The record is from RefSeq and is a predicted model, not a curated record. Lineage: Eukaryota; Metazoa; Chordata; Lepidosauria; Squamata; Agamidae.